AUGGCCUCUCUUGGCACCGGGUAUCCCUUGGGAUACCCGGAUAUCCGCCAGGUCUGGGCGGAAAAAUGGCCAUCCGCAGCCGAAUCCGCACCCGCUGGCGGGUAUCCGCUGGCCCUAGCGGGUAUCCGCCAGGGGAUAGCGGAUAUCCGCGGCGGAUUAUCCCCGCCCAUCUCUAUACUCCUCUGGUCGCUCAUGGACAGGUCUCUCACCGCCGCUUCCGCCUCUGGUCCGCUCCGAACCCCGCUUCCGCCCCUUGGUGCCCCCGCUCCUUGUAGCCCCUCCACAGUAUACGCUGAACCCCCGUUCCGCACCGCGAGCAUUCCGCAUGCCCCCAAACAAACCAGCCAAAGCUUUGGUCAAGGCGCUCUCGCCACCACACCGGCUGGAAGGGUGUCCUUCCAGCUGGCGAGGUACACCACGGGUCGAUAUUUUUUAUUUGACCCCGUGGGCUUGACUGCGCAGUGGCAGACAGGUUGGCACCAACCUGUCUGCUUUGAAUCCUACAGCGCGGGCGGAGGAUGGUGGAGGAGUGGUCAACCGCACGCAGGCCCAACCCUUCCGAUCCAGCCGCCGGGCCAACUCCGCCGACAUGGUUGGCCAGGGCACACCCAGCCGACUCAGCCUGGCUCUCACCGGCCAGCCAACGGCGGAGGCUGGGUGGGCUCUCAUCAUGCCUCACCGAUGAUGACAAAUGAUCAUAUUGUCUGUUCUCCCCCCACCUUUCUAACUGCGGCAGCUACCAUCAAGAUUUGGUCGGGAAGAAAAAAAAACUCACCGAUGGAGCCAACUAAGCGAUCGAGCACUCCCGACGCCGGGCAACAACUCACUGCCGCACCCACGCAAUCAAGCACUCCCGAUGCCGGGCAACAACUCAUUGUCACACCAAAGCAAUCAAGCACUCCCGACGCUGGGCAACAACUCACUGCCGCACCCAAGCAAUCGAGCACUCCUGAGUCUGACAACGGGCAUUGUGUUGUUUCUACAUCAGCGGAGCAGCUUCUCCUGGUCGCAGCUGAGCAGCCUGCCGAGCGUCGUGCAGCUAGAAAGUCAUCGGAGAACGGUCUUGGAAGCAUGAGUGUCCCAGCCGACUAUCUCAGUCUCAAAGACCUCAAGAAUGUUGCGCGCGCUGGAGCAGCCAGCGGAUCUAAAUAG
This is a messenger RNA of Puccinia graminis f. sp. tritici CRL 75-36-700-3, 1152 nucleotides long. RefSeq lists its product as uncharacterized. The coding region runs from base 1 to 1152 and encodes 383 amino acids. The transcript has 3 exons. The record is from RefSeq and is a predicted model, not a curated record. NCBI's taxonomy places the organism in Eukaryota, Fungi, Basidiomycota, Pucciniomycetes, Pucciniales, Pucciniaceae.